This is a messenger RNA of Tachysurus vachellii, 916 nucleotides long. RefSeq names its product bcl-2-like protein 12. Bases 1 to 702 code for a protein of 233 amino acids. Gene Ontology annotation, biological process: regulation of apoptotic process. NCBI's taxonomy places the organism in Eukaryota, Metazoa, Chordata, Actinopteri, Siluriformes, Bagridae. The transcript is spliced from 5 exons. The record is from RefSeq and is a predicted model, not a curated record.
AUGAUUGUAUCUCGCUAUCAACCUGUAUGUCAACAAUCCUAUCCAUCUGACGAGGAUGGAGAGCGGAAAGCAAACGAAAAAAAGGAAAAGAAGAGCAAACUGAAGCUGGUGGAACUUUUUAAGAAAAAAAGCACAAAGAAAGAUGAGUCGCGUCCCCAGCGGCCGUCGUCACUUCCUGUGAAAGUGGAUGUGGGGUCAGUUAAAACUCCGCAGUCGCCAACGCACCCUCCUGAGUUCUACAAUGGCGUGGCAAAAAAACUGGACCGAAUCGCUCAGCAAAGCGUGAAGAGAAAAUCGCCGACUAAACCUGAACCCAUCCAGCCCAGAGAAGACAAUAAAGAAGCCAUCGUACAGCAGCUCGUCCACAUACUGACAACGGAAGGAGACAGCAUUAAUGAGAAGAUUAAAGCUAAUCCUCUGCUGCAUAAGUCUCUGAGCCGGAUGUCCUACGCGUCCUUCGCCAGGCUGCUCGACUCCUGUGCCAACGAAGCUGUAGACCCGCCCCUUCCUGUGUCCGAGAGCCCCACCUUGCGGCGUGUGGCCAUCACCAUGGAGAUGACCCGACGGGUCGUCAUGACGACGGGCGUGACGCAGCGUGUGGAAGGAUAUGCUGAGCGCUACAUGGAGAACUUCGCUCCCUGGGUGAAGAGUCAGGGAGGAUGGGAAAACAUUGUGCAGAAGGAGGUGCAGGAGUUCGACUAACUGCAUUGAACAAUUACUCUAUGAUGGAGCUCACUGUGUGUGUGUGUGUGUGUGUGUGUGUGUGUGUGUGUGUGUGUGUGAGCUGUGAACACACCGAGCUGCAUGUAAACACUACUGAUGACACUUUUCUUGUCUCUUUUAUACAGUCGUCUAUUUUAUGAUUGAAUGUUGAAUGUUUCUUUUUUAAUGUGCUGGGAGUUUUUUUUUUUAACCA